Messenger RNA from Magallana angulata, 1134 nucleotides. RefSeq lists its product as uncharacterized. The transcript is spliced from 6 exons. Lineage: Eukaryota; Metazoa; Mollusca; Bivalvia; Ostreida; Ostreidae. The record is from RefSeq and is a predicted model, not a curated record.
AUGCAAUGGUGCGAGUGCUGUAAAGAUGCAUCUUCUGCUCAAAUUUGCCAAAUUGCCUCAGAUGACACCCUUGAAGCAACCUCACAGUCGAGAAACGUAAACAAAGACGAACAAAGUUAUGGAUUACGUGUGCAUAUUGCUAGGAUUCACUCGAUGGAAAAUUGUUUUUAGUGAUUAUUUCAAUUUUUUUCACAGACAGAUGAAUCGACAACAUAUACUUUGUCACAAGAAUCUAGCUGGAGCACUUCCUUAGAAGGAGAAAUACACCUCACAGAUGGAAUAGAAAAUCUGAACACCUUGAUGUCUCUAAGUGGUGGCCAAGUAAGCCCAAUAAAGUUUCAGCUGAAAACUCCAUUGAGGGAGGUCCAGUCUAGCACAAAAAGAUAUUUAAAAAGGAAAGCCAAGGAGGUAGUGUAUACAGUUCUCAAUCAUUUGGCUCCAGGACAAUCCAGUGAUAUGUUCCAGUUACUUUAUGAAGACAACUGUCAUGAGGAUACAGAGCAAAGUGAUAAAACAGAACUUGAAAUCACUGAUACAAUUCUUCAAAUCUAUUGUGAAGCUGAAAACAAUGCUCUCAAACGUCAACUUCUGUCCCUGCUGUCAUUGCCGAAUGCACAUAGUAAAUCGAAACUUCAGAAACUCAUUCCAGGACUUACAAAGUGGGAAAUUGAUCAAAGUCGAGCACAUGCUGCAUCUCAUGGAGCAGGUUCUUUACCAGGACCUGUGGAACCAGGAUACCGGCAUCGCAUGAACAAAGAAAAGCUGGAGCAUGCUUUAUCUUUUUUCUUGGAUCCAAAAUUUCAGCAAAUUUGUUCAUAUGGAACAAAAGAUUUGCAUUGUGACAAUGGACAGACUGUUACCAUACCCCAAAUUCUACUCUGUACAAUAUUCUGGCUACAUGCUCUGCGUCAUGCUAAGAGAACCAACCUAACAGGUCUAGACAACAUUGCCACUGAUGGUGCUGCAGCUGUAGAUCUAAUAAAAAUGUGUGACCAAUUAAAAGGAUUAGGAUCUGAAACAAAUACAGUUGCCAAUCUCACUACUGCGUUAAAAUCCCUAAAGAUGUACCUCAAGAAGAAUGUGAUCAUUCCCAUGAAAAAAUUUGUGGAAAAUGCAAGAUCCUCAAUGAAAUAA